AUGUCGAACUCGAUGAUUGCCAAAAACCGCAUCCAUAGCGCCUGGACACCGCUGAGUAAUGAAGAGACUAAUAAAAAAAUUUUUGAAGAGAGAACUAAGCUUGUAAAAAAAUGGUUCCUCAAAUGGAAUGACAACCAGCGAAAGAAGCUGUUUGAGGAGCUGGUGGUAGUUAGUCAGCGAAAACAGCUAGAAUAUGCCAGGGAACUCAUUGACAGUCGUAUACCAUGUAACAAAGAAGACUUCACCCGGUUUCUGCCACGAGUUAUCACACUGUACAUUUUCUCAUUCCUCGAUGCCCAAAGUUUGUGCAGAUGUGCCCAGGUCUGCUGGUACUGGAGGUACUUGACCGAGCUGGAUCAGCUGUGGAUGCCCAGAUGUUUACAUUUUGGCUGGUACUUGACCUUUACCCCCAGCCCUUAUGAGAAUGGAGUCUGGAAAAGGAACUUCGCUGAGCAGUUCAAAAUAAUGCAGGCGAUACUACCCAAGAAUCCUCCGGUUUCAAAAAUGGAGAAACUCAAAUUAGAUGGAAAAAACAGUAAUAAGUCGAAGAAAGCUACAAUUCCAGCACCAUGGAGAGGUUCUGAUCCAGUCCCGAAAGACACCUGGAGAUUCAACUAUCUAAACAAUGAUGAAGUUCUUGAACAGGUUGCCAAACUCCGACAGAAGAAAAUGUAUGCACAGUUAACAGAGGCACUAAUCAGGAAUGCUCGCAGCAAGGUCAACACAGGACCCAAUGUGCUCAGCACACUAACAAGGUCUCAGUCAUUAACUCAUGUUUUGUCUGAUAUGGCUGACGCUGGGCGACCAAAGUGGGCUCAGGAAGGCGCUCACUCCUCAUCUCAGCCUGGACAUCAGAAUCAUCUGAAUAAGAAAGAAGAGCAGCUGCAUAUAACAAGACCUGGUCCUGUUAGUUCAUUUAGGCCAGCUAGAGCAAAUAGUGCAAGAGCUUCGCACAGUCAGAAGAGCUCCUCACGUCCAGUUACUGCUCGUGACCUUCACAGUAAGUUCU
Messenger RNA from Candidula unifasciata, 1009 nucleotides. The record is from the annotation of a GenBank genome assembly. Lineage: Eukaryota; Metazoa; Mollusca; Gastropoda; Stylommatophora; Geomitridae.